GAACUGCGAAUAAUGAAUCUAUAAAUUGAGAAUAGGCAAAGAGAAUGAAGUAGCAUUAGAUUAGAUAUGAAGUUAGAAGCAGGAAGAGGAGGAGGGUGCAAGUAUCACCCUGAUAACAAACAAUUACAAGGUGUUUGUCCCUUUUGCUUAAGAGACAAACUUUUGAAGCUCUAUGACAUAAACAAUCCAACUUAUCCUCUUCCUUCUCCUUCUCAACCUUUUUCUUAUUAUAUGUCUCACCAUCACCAUCAUCAUCACCAUCGUCGCCAUGCUUCUAGCGUGGUGGAUUCUGCCUCUUCCAUGGUUAGUUUCAAUUAUGGAUUGAAGAAGAGCAACUCCAUUGCCUUUGCUUCAGGAAGCCAAAACACAGAUAGGGAAGUCAAUGAAAACCGCGGGGGGAGUAAGAAAAAGGGUGUUUGGUCCAAGCUGCUCAAAUUGACCAGAAAGAACGGUAAGGAGGCCUUCAUGCAUUCCAGGACAGUGAGGGAGGGAAAGAGUAUGCUUUUUUAAUGUUAUUGUAGAUUAACUUUUUUUUUUUUUCAUUAUUAUUGAUGUAACUACACAUAAUUGUGGAGGACUUUUAUUGAGUUUGUAAUUGGGUUCGAGCAAAGGUUUCCAUAUGACAAAUGUAUUCAUCUAAUAAAAGAAUUAAUUUACUUUCUAACACAUUUCUGACAAGCAAAUUUGAUAACCGCCGUAUCAAUAACAAGAUUAUUCAAAAAGAACAAGCUGAUGUAUCAGUUUAACAUAUACUUAUUCUCCAAGUUUGAAGCUUCAGAUUUUAUCCUGUAAUGUAAAUGAAAGUUAAACUAAUUCACCUCAUAAUUAAGAUGGGUAUGCAUGGACUUCCUCUAUGGUAAAGAUGGUUAUUUAGUUUCAGAAAUUUUAGUGGUUUUCUUAGACAUUUCCAUAUUCACCUCCCCCCACCACACUCAC
Molecule: messenger RNA, 936 nt
Organism: Vigna radiata var. radiata (mung bean)
Lineage: Eukaryota; Viridiplantae; Streptophyta; Magnoliopsida; Fabales; Fabaceae
Exons: 1
Coding region: 67-510 (147 amino acids)
Source: RefSeq, a predicted model, not a curated record